This is a messenger RNA of Diabrotica virgifera virgifera (western corn rootworm), 421 nucleotides long. RefSeq names its product pupal cuticle protein C1B-like. The record is from RefSeq and is a predicted model, not a curated record. Lineage: Eukaryota; Metazoa; Arthropoda; Insecta; Coleoptera; Chrysomelidae. The transcript is spliced from 2 exons. The coding region runs from base 107 to 355 and encodes 82 amino acids.
CGUUAAAAUAUUUUUAAUGAAAAAUAGUUUGGUAUAAAAGGCUGUGUAUUAAGAAGAUUUAGCAUAGUUUGAUUAACUUCUAAUCAAAUCACCACAAAUCUUCAAAAUGUUCAAAUUGUUCUUCUUCGCCGCUAUCUUGGCUUUGGCUGCCGCUGCUCCACAACCAGCACCAGCUCCAAAAGCUCAACCCAAACCUUGGUUAUCCUAUGCUGCUCCCGUCGCUUACGCAGGAGUUCCAGCUUACUCUGCAUACUCUUAUAGCGCUCCAUUAGCUUACUCUGCAUACUCUGCUCCAGUAGCAUACCCUGGAGUAGUAGGAUACAGCGGAUGGGGUGGAUGGCCCGUAGUGUACUAAAGAGAUUUUAAUCUGUGUUAAUGAUAAGAGCUUGUAAAUUUGUAAAAAUAAAAAUUGUUUUUUAAA